AUGGGUCUUCCCCUCUUGGUGCCCUUCAUCCACCCUGACUUCCAUCAAGUGUUCGAGAGAAUGCCUCUGGGCGACAAGCUCAGCUUCCUCUACGUGCACUCGCUGGACAGACUGGGGCUGUGGCACAGGCUGCCGGUGUUCCUGGGGCUGACCUACUUGCAGCAGCGCCGGACGCUGCACAACAAGUACAACCUGCGCGCCGUCGGGGAGAGCGAGACGACUCCGUUCGACCCCAAGGACUACGCGUACCGGACCGAUGACGGGGAGUUCAACGACCCGAACAACAGCAAGGCCGGGAGCCAUAAUGCCUUCUUCGGAAGGAACACGCUCCCUCAGGAUCAAAACGAUCCAUUGCUGUGUCCCCAUCCGGCGAUCGUGGCGAGGAAGUUUCUGGACCGGAGAGGAACUUACAAAGACACCGGCAAGCAGUUCAAUCUGAUUGCAGCGUCAUGGAUACAGUUCAUGGUGCAUGAUUGGAUUGAUCAUCUCGAAGACACUCAGCAGCAUGCAAUUGCUUAUGCUGAGGGUGAGAAAUACUAUGGAGCAAAAGCAACAAUUAAUGUCUGGCAGCCAAAGGUCCAGGAAUUCAAUGAGUUCAGUCUCUCUCAGCUCUGGAUAUUAGGGGGCUCUUUUGGGGAGGAUCUUAACAGCAUUGAAGUUGGUUGGCAGGUCAGCCCAGAUCUGUAUGGGGACAAUUACACAAGGCUUUUUACUUAUUGGACUGAUCCUAAGGAGGGGCACUGGUGGAUGCAAUUUGGGAGGGACUAUGUGCUUGGCUACUGGCCUUCCUUUCUCUUCUCCUACCUGGCAGAUAGUGCGUCAAUGAUCCAAUGGGGAGGGGAGGCUGUGAACUCUGAGCCAGAUGGUGUGCAUACUUCCACAGAGAUGGGGAGUGGGCACUUCGCUGAAGAAGGAUACAGCAAGGCGAGCUACUUCAGGAACAUUCAGAUAGUUGAUGGUUCUAACAAUCUAAGAGCUCCAACAAGGAUCGGAUCCUUCACGGAGCAAUCGGAUUGCUACAAUGUGCAGAAUGGGAACAAUGGUGAAUGGGGAAUAGCUGAAACAGUUCAGGUUUACGGUCUUAAACAUUCCAAAUUUCCAACACAAAAAGAUGGCAAAGCUUCAAGCAGAUACAAUGAUUCCCCGAAGCAGAUGAACAAAAAGCAAAUCCCAUUAAGGAAACAAGAUCACUUAGUAAUCUUCAGGAUCUUCCCCGUCUUCAUCUGCACCUUCUGCGCCAACCUCCUCUGUGGUCCAGGGGCGGACCAGAGAAAUGCGGUCCAGAAAUUCCUCCCCACAAAAGAGAUCCCCACACACAAAGACUUGAUCACUGCCGGUCACUCGAACAUCCGUACUGCUUGGUGGGAUGGAAGUGCCAUCUAUGGGAGCGAAGGGAAGAAAGAAAUGGCGGUGAGGACCUACGUCGACGGCAAGUUGAAGCUAGGCGACAACAAUCUCCUUCAGCACGAUCCCGUCACCGGAAUCGCCAUUUCCGGCGACAUCCGCAACAGCUGGGCCGGCGUCUCCACGCUGCAAGCCCUCUUCGCCAAGGAACACAACGCUGUUUGCGACGCACUCAAGGCAGAGUAUCCCUAUCUGGACGACGAGGAACUGUUCCGGAAAGCAAGGCUGGUGACUUCGGCCGUCAUCGCCAAGAUUCACACCAUCGACUGGACGGUGGAGCUCCUCAAAACCCACACUAUGAAUGCUGCCAUGCAUGCCAACUGGUAUGGAUUGCUGGGGAAGUGGGUGAAAGAAAGGUUUGGGCACAUUGGAGGAGAAGCCCUCGGAGGACUCGUCGGUCUGAGCCAACCGAAUAACCACGGGGUCCCCUACUCCCUGACGGAAGAGUUCACCAGCGUUUACAGAAUGCACCCUCUUCUUCCAGACUCUCUCCACCUCAGGAACAUCAACACCACUCCUGGACCGAAUAAAUCCCCACAGUAUCUCAAAGAAGUCAAGAUGGAGGAGCUAGUGGGGAUCAGAGGCGAGUCGAAAUUGGGCGAGAUCGGGUUCGAGAGGCAGUUGGUGUCCAUGGGACACCAGGCUUGCGGCGCCCUUGAGCUGUGGAACUACCCGUUGUUCUUUAAAGAUCUCAUCGCCCAGAACGUCGACGGAACAGAGAGGUCAGAUCACGUCGACAUGCCUGCUCUGGAGAUCUAUCGCGAUCGCGAACGGAGCGUCCCACGGUACAACCAAUUCCGCAGGGGCCUGCUGAUGAUCCCGAUUUCGAAAUGGGAGGACUUGACGGACGACAAGGAAACGGUCCAAGAUCUGCGCGAAGUCUACGGGGAGGACGUCGAGAAGUUGGACCUGCUCGUAGGCCUCAUGGCGGAGAAGAAGAUCAAGGGAUUCGCCAUCAGCGAAACUGCUUUCUUCGUCUUCAUUAUCAUGGCAUCGAGGAGACUGGAAGCUGAUCGAUUCUUCACGAGCUACUUCAACGAGGAAACGUACACGAAGAAGGGGUUUCAGUGGGUGAACUCGACGGAGAGUUUAAGGGAUGUGAUCCAACGCCACUAUCCCAGCAUAGCUUCGACAUGGAUGAACUCCACGAGUGCAUUCUCCGUGUGGGACGCUCCUCCCAACUCCUUCAAUCCCGUUCCAUUGCUCCUGAGGUUUCCCAGUUAAAAAGCGACGAUCGAGCUAGAAGAUAUACAGAUUCAAGCGUGCUAAUUAAUUUUAAGUUG
Messenger RNA from Zingiber officinale, 2687 nucleotides. Its product is annotated as alpha-dioxygenase 1-like. NCBI's taxonomy places the organism in Eukaryota, Viridiplantae, Streptophyta, Magnoliopsida, Zingiberales, Zingiberaceae. Gene Ontology annotation, biological process: response to oxidative stress. The record is from RefSeq and is a predicted model, not a curated record. Bases 1 to 2628 code for a protein of 875 amino acids. The transcript is spliced from 14 exons. Gene Ontology annotation, molecular function: oxidoreductase activity, acting on single donors with incorporation of molecular oxygen, incorporation of two atoms of oxygen; peroxidase activity; heme binding.